AUGGAUAUCGUAACCGAUACGAGCGACACGGUAAAAUAUUUGGGCACCAGAGGCGUUGGCUUGGUUGAUGCAGUUGGCGAGACCAUCGCCAGAUCUGACUCCGCCAGCUGUGCGGAUACCGUGUUCAGCAUUCUAUAUCAUUGGACUGUGCUGUGUUAUACAUGGAGAGAAAGCUCGCUCCAAAAGGUGGGAUUCACUGUCAAUGCCAUUGUGCCCGGUCCCAUUGCCACCGAGGCCUGGCUGAAAACCCUUUUUGCCGACUGGGGGAGCCAGGAGAACAUUCCUAAGGUGUUCAGGCUUUUAUGCAGUGAUGAAUAUUCAUGGGUUGCCGGUCAGAUCUUGAUGGCGAUCGGAGCGGCAGUAGUUCCCACAAGUAUGCUUGAACUAUCCAUGGAUGUCAAUGUCCAUAGCACCAUACAUCCUAGAAGUUCGGCUUUGGUCAUGAUGGCCUCUCUAGACAAUCUUCGUGACUGUCCCUACAUCAAGAAUAAUAUGACGUACAAGAAGGAUCUCAGAAAUUAG
This is a messenger RNA of Talaromyces stipitatus ATCC 10500, 522 nucleotides long. RefSeq lists its product as uncharacterized. The transcript has 5 exons. The record is from RefSeq and is a predicted model, not a curated record. Lineage: Eukaryota; Fungi; Ascomycota; Eurotiomycetes; Eurotiales; Trichocomaceae. The coding region runs from base 1 to 522 and encodes 173 amino acids.